Messenger RNA from Leptinotarsa decemlineata (Colorado potato beetle), 4446 nucleotides. It is a transcript of the gene Rabex-5, whose product is annotated as Rabaptin-5-associated exchange factor for Rab5. Gene Ontology annotation, molecular function: DNA binding; zinc ion binding; small GTPase binding. Gene Ontology annotation, cellular component: cytosol; endocytic vesicle. The record is from RefSeq and is a predicted model, not a curated record. Gene Ontology annotation, biological process: vesicle-mediated transport. Lineage: Eukaryota; Metazoa; Arthropoda; Insecta; Coleoptera; Chrysomelidae.
UCCCAAUACUCGAUAAUCGAUCAGCGAACAGUUCUUCGUCCGGUCAUCGUUUCCGUCUCUUCCGCGUAGUUUCCUUUUCGCUCUGUGCCCCCUUCGUGGACCCACCAGUCCGACAUUUUCGUGCAAACUGCUCCCUCAAAUUCUAAAAAGCAACCUGCGAACCAAAUGGCUGAUCCUGGUGACGCUUUGAUAUAUUCCUCGAGCUCCAAGUGCGCCUCUUCGACGAAGGGAUCCAAAGAAACAGCCGUAGCUUUUUUGAAAUUCCCCCAAUUCGCCGUAGUCCAGAUUAUGCUGAUGAAGGAGCUUCGCCUCUGCGCUCACGACCACAGCUUCCUGCCUCCAUGGUAGCUUUUUGAUAUCUCGAACCACUAGGAAUCGUUCGUUGAAAAUUCCGCUCCGGGCGGGAACCGCUUCAAGGGGGCUUAGAUAUGGAAUACUAGGUGGAUACAUCUUGCGGAAGCAUAGACUUUACCGCGAUAAGCGCUUUAAUUUUAGUUUUUUUUUUUUAAUAUUAGGAUAUAAUUUGUUUUAUCAAAAUGCCUGUGUUAACUUUGCAGCGCUCUUACAAGUACAUAAUGUACGCUACCAAGCAACCCUCUCUGAGGAUCAAGCAGGCUGACCUGAAGUGCAAAAACGGAUGCGGUUUCUAUGGGAAUGCUGACUGGAAAGGAUACUGUUCGCAAUGUUAUCGAAACCAAAACGAUCAAGAGAGGCAGAGAAAAUCUCAUCAGAGCACUUCUUCAGAACACUCGAAAAGUCACGUGUCUGGAUUCACAAAGUUCGAAGAAAAAAAAAGGCAGCAGACCGACAAGAAAAACAAGUACCUGAAAAGCUUGCCUGUCUUCAGGAAAUCUUCUAGCGCCAAAGAUUCUUCCAGACCAGAAAGAUACGUAGAUAUCAUGAGACACGCCAAUCCAGACGCCGACAAACUCAUGGUCGAGUUCAUAACGACUUAUGGCGAAUGGGGCGAACUCGUCCGGAAAGACUUCUUCAGAUGUGCGCAGGCCUUCACGACUAAAAUUCUGAGUGAACUCGAUUCGAAGUCUAUCGAGGAUCUCGCCGAGAUCGUGCAGAAUUUCUAUAAUGUUUUCAACACGAGGAUGAACUCUUACGCAGUUUACGAAAACGUUCCUGACGAAGUCAGGGAGAAGUUGUUGGAGUUUUACGAGAAGUACUGCAUGAUCGGAUUAUAUAGCUUCUUGUUCUGUCCGGCAUUCACGAACGACGAAGAAAAAGACCUUGCCAUCCAGGACAGGAUCCGGCACCUGAGCUGGGUGAAUGCCCACCAUCUUGACUGUUGCAUAAGCGAAACUAGCAUCGAGGUUCGCGAUCUCGUCUACACCGCCAUCAACGAUUUGCUCGGUAUGGAUUCGAUUAAAGCUCCGCAAGAGAAACUAAAUUGUGUCGUCAAGUGCUGUCGAAGUGUUGUGGAAGUCCUUCAGCACUGUCGCGGUGGGCCUGUCAGUGCUGAUGAAUUCCUGCCAGCUUUGAUUUUUGUUGUCUUGAAAGCUAAUCCUUCUAGGCUUAAAAGUAAUAUUCUGUACGUCACGAGGUUUUGCAACGAUGCAAGAUUGAUGCAGGGAGAAGGGGGCUACUAUUUUACCAACCUGUGUUGCGCCGUCUCCUUCAUCGAAAAUCUCACUGCGGAAUCCCUCAACAUGCCGGUGAAAGAAUUCGAAUCCUACAUGUCUGGCGAGGUGGCUUGCGUUAGUGCUUGGGAGUCUGCUUUGGUCGCUUGUGAAGGUAUGCACCAGCUGUGUGAACACCUUUCUCUGCUCAAGGGGCUGUCAGAGAGGACGAAUACCGUUAGAGAAAACACGCAGACUCUGAGGGAGGAUAUGGAGAAGUUGAAGGAAGAAAUAAACGAAAAGGUCGCCUCGGUCCUAGAAAGAACGCCUCUCAUCAUCAAACCCAGACAGAGUCCUCUGCCUCUAACUAAGGAGAGCCUAUCAACAGUCGUAUCAACCGCUUCAAACCUAUGCGUCAUCAAUGAACCAGUCGCAGAGCAAAACGAAGAAUCCGUACCUCAAAAUUACUAUCUGAAGAACUUGUCCCUCAGCCAAAUAGCGAGUUUGGACAGUACGAAGAAUAAGCUCCAGUUAGACAUCACGCCCUGUAUACUCUUCGAUAGCCUCACUCCCGACGACAACAGCCUGUUGGGCCUCUCUAAGAUCAACUACGACAUCGACUUCUCCGACCUGAGCGCGGACAACAGCGUCGCCGAAGACCUGACGCCAGACAAGCGGACGCCGGACCCAUUCAGCCCCGUCGGGGCCGCCGGCGACACCAUGCAGAGCCCGCUCAUCCCGGCCGUCGUGCCCCACGUCGACGCGAAACCGGCCAAGAGGGACGAGUUCGUCCUGCCGUUUCUCGACGACGCGCAGACUCCUGGAGAGGGGGAAACGCUCUUGGAUAAGGAGGAAGGGGCGAUGAGCUUGCCGCCGCCGUUGACACCGACGGCUUUCGAGUACAGCGGGUUCUCUAAGCAGGGAUCUAGGAUACCGAGCAUCCCGUGCAGUACGGGGGAGUUAGGGUUUUGUUCGUUGCCUGCGAGUUUGCCUUCGACGUCCAAGGAGGGGGAAAAUUGAGGGGCGGUAGCGGGAAAAGGGAAGUUUAUUGCAGGAAGGUAGAAAGAGCCUCGUCGUAGGUCUGUUUGGGCUGGUUUCGGCAUAGUAAAGAUGUUUUUGGGGGUUUCAGGAAUGUAUACAGUUGCCGAGGAGUUUGUAUCAAAGUUCGGAGGGGCGGUCCGUAAAUUAUGUCAAACGAAUUUCGAGAUUUCUAGUUUGCUCCCUCCACGCCACAUUCUGUGAGAUUUUUUUCGAAUAACCUCUAUAUUGUGAAACACUUAUCACCUUCAUAAUGAUAUAAUACGAGGGGGGUCCCAGAAGUACCCAGACCAACAAAGAAAACACAAAAACUUUGGAAAAAAAUGUGUUUGUUUUUCAACAUACUCUCCUUGCGGCUCUAUAUACUUUUUUCUAGCGACGAUCAAUAAGUUAGAUACCGUUUUUAUAAUAAGAACUGUGUUGCUCCUCAAAAUAGCCAUUAACUGCCGACAUUACUUCUUUAUCGUUGGAAAAUCUUUGACCACCGAGUCAUUUUUUGAAGUUUGAGUACAGAAAACAAUCCGAAUAGGGUGUAUACGGUAGCAAUUCAAACCUUAAUUCGUUAGUUUUGGUCAUUGCGAUGAUAGAUUUGUGAGCACACUUCUUUCUUAGUCAAAUGCGGCCGUUUUCGCUUGAUUUCUUCACUCAAACGUUUUAUUAAAUUCGCGUAAUACUCGACGUUGAUAUUUUCACCUUUUUUAAGAUAGUCGAUAAAAAUUAUCCCAGGUGCAUCCCAAAAAACCGAUGCCAUGACCAGUGCUUUGUAGAUUUUCUUCACCGUUUCUGGAGUCGUCACUUCAUUUGGUUGAUCACUGCGAUGUUCAUCUUGGCAGUUCGUACUGCCCCGUUUAAACUCUGCUACCCAAUAUUUUACUGUUGUAAACGAAGGAGCGGACUCGCGCAGAGUAGAGUCCAGUUCAGCUUUCAUAUUGGUUGGACUGAGAUCUUUCAAAUCGGAGUAUCGUACCACAUAAACGAUAAUCAAUUCACCGAAAACGUUGGCUAUUGAUGGCUGCCAAACGAAUACUGAACAACGCAUCGUCUUCAAACUUGAAACAUAUGCUUUAUAUACUGUGUACUUUCUAAUACUGUGAUAGUUUUCAAACAUCUAACGCCAUCUGUAGGUCAGGUCGGGUACUGAAGGGACUACCGUCGUAGGGAAAUCUAAACUCAUUGCUUUUACAAAAAAGGUGUUUCAAAAAAUACAUUUAAACUAAUAUCAAUUACUUCGGUCUCUUUUCAAUAUACAUGCCAGUUUUGUUCCAAAUGAAUUUGAACGGUGACGUUACUGAAGAAACAGAAGGCACCUAAAAAUAAUACCGUCAUUAACUUGUGACGUAAUUAAUGGACGCCCUCAAAUUCCAUAAUUUUGGCUGUAUAUUUUUUGGGGCGAAACGUACAUUUUUGUAACAGAUUCAUAAAAUUCCAUAAAGAUUUUUUCGGCCAAUGUAAAGUCUGACAUCAACUCCAUUUUACAAAGAUAGUGUGGGAAGUGGGGAAAUGUUCAAUUUCAAUAUUCUUGAAGAACAAUAUGCAGCAAACAAAAAUGAGGAACAUUGAUGCAGUGGUGUGAAUUCUAAACAAUCAAUCUUUGCCUGAAACAACUUUUCAUCGACUGUAUUUGUAACCUAAAAACCUUCUUGCUAUGCCUACACAUAGAAACUUUUUUUUUGUCUCGCUGGAGCUUUCCGAAUAUACCCCAAUGAUAUUCGGGAAGCUCCAGCGAGACAAAAAAUGUUAUUCCAGUAACUUUAUGUUGCCGAUCAUUGUUAAAAAGAAAAAAAAAUGUAUCAUGCUAGUUAUUGCUCUUGAAUUUUGUUAAAUAUAUAAAAUUGAUUUA